UUGAGUUGCUCUACGCACGUGGUUAGAGUAAGAUCCAAUAGCAACUCAUCUUGCGUACGUUGUCAAAAUCCAUAUUGCCAUGGCAACCAAAUGAUCGGCCUACGUGUUCCAGGUUAUUCGUGUCGUGUUUAGCAUCAUUUACUUUAUAAACAAUGGCAGAACUUGGUUUGAAUGAUCAUCAUCAGAAUGAAGUUAUUAAUUAUAUACGUUUUGCAAGAUCUAAGAGAGUACUGCGACUUAAAACAAUUGAUUCUUGCUUCCAGGACCUCAAGGAUAGCAGGCUAGUGGAAGAGACAUUUACAGUUGAUGAAGUUUCAGAUAUGCUUCAGGGGCUGCAAGCAGUGGUGCAUAGUGAAAUUGAAUUAGAACUCAUUAACCAUGCCCACACAAAUGUGUUGCUCCUUCGCCAGCUAUUCACCCAAGCCGAGAAGUGGUAUUUGAAGCUACAAACUGAUAUUUCUGAACUGGAAAAUAGAGAAUUGUUGGAACAAGUUGCUGAAUUUGAAAAAGCUGAAUUUUCUUCAUCAAACAAAAAGGCAACUGCUGAGCUAAUUAAACCGAAACUUGCUCCAAUCUGUGAAGGUGGGUCUUCUGAACUGCUCAACAAGGAAAUUGUGCGACUUCAUGAAGAAAAUGAAAAACUCAAGGCACGCUUAAAAACAAUUGAGACUCAGGCAACUAGUGCAUUAGAUGAAAAGACCAAAGUUGAGCGUGCAAUGAAAGACUUGCAGAAAAUUCAGGAUGUACAGAAGGAGAAACAAAGUAUGCAAGAUGUCAGUCAUUUGGAACAAACAUUGGCUAGUCUCAAAUCUGAAUUUGAAAAGUCAUUGGGUGACCAUGCAACUAACCAAAAAUGCUUGGAGGAUAAUUUAAUUUCGACAAAACAUGAUUUGCUCAAAGUCCAAGAGCAGCUUUCACUGACUGAAAAGGAAUUAGAAAUGAAAUUUCAACAAACCGGUGCUUAUCGCAAUAUGAAAGAUAUUCUUACUAAGAAGAAUGAGCAGAUCAGGGAUUUACGUAAAAAGCUUUUACGGUAUGAACCAGAAGACUGACAUCUGGAACAUUAUUGCUGUUAAAGAGAGAUCAUAAUUUUUUUGUAUGUUUAAAUAAAAUAGUUAGAACAUUAAAUUCAACACAACAAAUAUCGUUUUACGUAUUUCACGGUGUCAAAAUGACUAAGUUUGUUACUCUUGUAGUUAAUUAAUAUUGCAUCCAGCAUUUACAUGGAAACA
Molecule: messenger RNA, 1232 nt
Organism: Pelobates fuscus (common spadefoot toad)
Lineage: Eukaryota; Metazoa; Chordata; Amphibia; Anura; Pelobatidae
Gene: LZTFL1
Product: leucine zipper transcription factor like 1
Exons: 10
Coding region: 153-1052 (299 amino acids)
Biological process (GO): negative regulation of protein localization to cilium
Cellular component (GO): cytoplasm
Source: RefSeq, a predicted model, not a curated record